CGCUUCCUCUCCUUCCUUCUCCCGCUUCCCACCAGCUGUCGUAAAAGGGUGAAUGGAGAGCGAGUUGUGGGGGGGAGAGAGGGAGGACAGGGGGCGCGGAGUGAGAGUGGCGCAGCAAGUGGCUGCAGGUGGCGACGGUGGCGGGGGGUGGGGAGUGAGGUAGUCCCGGGGUCGCGGAGGAGGCGGCGGCGCAGAGGGUCCCAAGGAAACUCAAGCUGCAGUCUGGCCUACGGGUCCGGGGGCCGCGGAGCCCCCACCCGCGGAGAUGGACCUCAACCGGAUCAUCCAGGCGCUGAAGGGCACCAUCGACCCGAAGCUCCGGAUUGCAGCGGAGAACGAGCUCAACCAGUCCUACAAGAUUAUCAAUUUUGCCCCCAGUUUACUUCGGAUUAUAGUUUCUGACCAUGUGGAAUUUCCAGUACGCCAGGCAGCUGCCAUUUACCUGAAGAACAUGGUGACACAGUACUGGCCGGACCGAGAACCUCCACCGGGAGAAGCAGUAUUUCCAUUCAACAUUCAUGAAAAUGAUCGUCAGCAAAUACGUGAUAACAUUGUGGAAGGAAUAAUUCGGUCUCCCGAUUUAGUGAGAGUCCAGUUAACGAUGUGUCUCCGCGUCAUCAUUAAACAUGAUUUUCCUGGUCACUGGCCCGCAGUGGUUGACAAGAUAGACUAUUACUUGCAGUCACAGAGCAGCGGAAGCUGGCUCGGCAGUUUAUUAUGUCUGUAUCAGCUGGUGAAGACGUACGAAUAUAAGAAAGCAGAAGAAAGAGAACCUUUGAUAGCAGCAAUGCAGAUAUUUCUGCCUCGUAUUCAGCAACAAAUCAUGCAGCUCCUUCCCGAUUCCUCCCAUUAUUCUGUAUUACUGCAGAAACAGAUUCUGAAAAUCUUUUAUGCACUUGUGCAGUAUGCAUUGCCUCUUCAGCUAGUGAAUAACCAAACCAUGACAACGUGGAUGGAGAUAUUCCGAACUAUUAUUGACAGGACAGUUCCUCCUGAGACUCUGCAAAUCGAUGAGGAUGAUAGGCCGGAACUAGUCUGGUGGAAGUGUAAGAAGUGGGCACUGCAUAUUGUAGCUCGUCUCUUUGAACGAUAUGGAAGCCCAGGAAAUGUCACGAAAGAAUAUUUUGAAUUUUCUGAAUUCUUUUUGAAAACCUAUGCAGUGGGAAUUCAGCAGGUACUACUAAAAAUUUUAGAUCAAUAUAGACAGAAAGAAUAUGUGGCCCCCCGUGUUCUUCAGCAGGCAUUCAACUAUCUCAACCAAGGGGUUGUUCACUCUGUCACCUGGAAGCAGAUGAAGCCACACAUACAGAAUAUCUCUGAAGAUGUGAUUUUUUCCGUGAUGUGUUAUAAAGAUGAGGAUGAAGAGUUGUGGCAGGAAGAUCCAUGUGAGUAUAUAAGGAUGAAAUUUGAUAUUUUUGAAGAUUAUGCUUCUCCCACUACAGCAGCCCAGACUCUCUUAUAUACUGCUGCAAAGAAAAGAAAAGAGGUGUUGCCCAAAAUGAUGGCGUUCUGUUACCAAAUCCUGACAGACCCAAACUUUGACCCUAGGAAGAAGGAUGGAGCCCUGCACGUGAUUGGCUCUCUUGCUGAGAUUUUAUUGAAGAAGAGUUUAUUUAAGGACCAAAUGGAAUUGUUUCUACAGAAUCACGUAUUUCCGUUAUUAUUGUCUAACCUGGGAUAUCUUCGCGCUAGAUCCUGCUGGGUACUUCAUGCUUUCAGUUCUUUGAAGUUUCAUAAUGAGCUCAACCUGAGAAAUGCAGUGGAAUUAGCAAAGAAGAGCCUGAUUGAAGAUAAGGAGAUGCCUGUCAAAGUUGAAGCUGCCCUUGCUCUUCAGUCAUUGAUUUCUAACCAGAUACAAGCUAAGGAAUACAUGAAGCCACAUGUGAGGCCUAUUAUGCAGGAGCUGUUGCAUAUUGUUAGAGAGACAGAGAACGAUGAUGUUACUAAUGUUAUCCAGAAGAUGAUAUGUGAAUACAGUCAAGAGGUAGCCUCCAUUGCUGUUGAUAUGACCCAACAUUUGGCGGAGAUAUUUGGCAAAGUUCUUCAAAGUGAUGAAUAUGAAGAAGUUGAAGACAAAACAGUAAUGGCUAUGGGAAUUUUGCAUACUAUUGAUACUAUCUUGACGGUUGUAGAAGAUCAUAAAGAGAUUACGCAGCAGCUAGAGAAUAUCUGUCUACGAAUCAUUGAUCUCGUUUUACAGAAACAUGUAAUUGAAUUCUAUGAAGAAAUUCUUUCGCUGGCAUAUAGUUUAACCUGUCACAGUAUUUCCCCUCAGAUGUGGCAGCUUCUAGGCAUAUUAUAUGAAGUUUUUCAGCAAGAUUGCUUUGAAUACUUUACAGACAUGAUGCCUCUCCUGCAUAAUUAUGUGACAAUAGAUACAAAUACUUUACUAUCAAAUCCAAAGCAUUUAGAAAUCCUUUUUACAAUGUGUAGAAAGGUGCUGUGUGGGGAUGCAGGAGAAGACGCAGAAUGCCAUGCAGCCAAGCUUCUUGAGGUCAUCAUUCUUCAGUGCAAAGGAAGGGGAAUUGAUCAGUGCAUUCCACUCUUUGUUCAGCUUGUCUUGGAGAGAUUAACCCGAGGGGUCAAAACAAGUGAGCUGCGCACCAUGUGUCUGCAGGUGGCCAUCGCCGCCUUGUACUACAACCCGGACCUGCUGCUGCACACGCUAGAGCGGAUCCAGCUGCCUCACAACCCUGGGCCGAUCACUGUGCAGUUUAUCAACCAGUGGAUGAAUGACACAGAUUGCUUCCUUGGGCAUCAUGACCGGAAGAUGUGUAUAAUAGGACUGAGUAUCCUUUUGGAAUUACAGAAUCGACCUCCUGCAGUAGAUGCUGUGGUGGGACAGAUUGUGCCCUCAAUCCUUUUCCUUUUUCUUGGUUUGAAGCAAGUCUGUGCUACCAGACAACUGGUAAACCGGGAAGAUCGAUCAAAAGCAGAGAAAGCCGACAUGGAAGAAAAUGAGGAGAUUUCAAGUGAUGAAGAGGAGACUAAUGUCACUGCUCAAGCAGUGCAGCCAAAUAACGGGAGAGGCGAAGAUGAGGAAGACGACGACGAUGACUGGGAUGAAGAAGUACUGGAAGAAACUGCCCUUGAGGGGUUCAGCACCCCGCUUGACCUUGACAGCAGCGUGGACGAAUAUCAGUUCUUCACACAAGCUCUGCUAACUGUGCAGAAUCGGGAUGCUGCCUGGUACCAGCUGCUGAUGGCCCCGCUCAGCGAGGAUCAGAGGAGAGCACUGCAGGAAGUGUACACACUGGCAGAGCACCGGAGGACGGUGGCAGGUCAGCCAGAGUCAUCUCCAGAUGGGAGUGCAUGUCUCAGAGUGCCAGUAGUCAGCCGUCCUUGAUGAGUGAGAGGCAAAGAAGAAGAUUGAACAACAAGGAGGCUUCACAUUUGAAAACAAAGGUGUCCUCUCUGCCUUUAACUUUGGUCCUGUGCCCAGCAACAACUGAAGGAAGGCAGCUCGGCUGACCAAAUGGCAUCGCCCCAUUUGACUUCACAGGGGAGUGUGAGCGUCAAGGGGAGUGUGUGGGGGCUGCUUUCCAGAGCCGCCUGCCAUGCUGGUUACCAUCUGGCAUUAGGCAGCACUUUCAUCCACUCCACCUUUCCCCUUUGACCUUGCCCACCCGGAAAUACAUAUUUCAAACAGUUACUGUAACCUAUGAAAUUGAUGAAAAACAGUCAUUGGACUAAAGAGGACAGACCAUAAGCUCCAAUGGCUGAAUGCCCAAGGCGGUUUUAGAGUACCGGAUCAAUGUGCACGUCUCAGGUUUUCGCCAUGCAGAAUCAAUGGAUUUAUGCGGAUAACAGUGCCUUCCGUUGUACAUGAAUUAUCAGAAAACUUUUUUUGGAGUGCAUUGUAAUUUUUUUUAAAGCAUAAAACAUAUUUCUAAAUACAGUGUAAACCCUUGGUUAUAUGUCGAUUUAUUAUGCAUUUUACUCUGUGAAUUUACUGUUAGGCAGUUCACUGCAAGUCACUCUGGUUUCAAAAACAUCACUGCUCCCUCCGCUUACCCUGCUGUGGGGGCCUUUCUUCAGGGGUUGUGAAAUAUGCACUGGCUCUGGUUUUUAUAAGAUGUUUCAUGGCUUUUUAAAGAAGUGUCUUAUUCUCUCUUCUGUUAUAUUUUUCUGCCUUGAAAGUAGUGGUAUUUCUUUUGGGGUCAACAAAUGAGUGUUAUCAGUUUCAUUCACAACCUGGUGAGUUCAGGAUUCACUCAUUUUUUGGCAGCAAGUGGCAGGGGCUCUCUAGUCACUGGACUUAACAGUAGGUCUGAGUAUAUUCUGAAUCAUGUACCUAAUUUUGUAGUCAAGUGAUACCUAAAGCACAUUGAACUUCUAAAUGAAAGGUGCUGCCUGGCACACUGUCUUUCUGGAUGGAGGAUUUUUCGGUAACUUACCAUUCCAAUGGGGUUGGACCAGGGUCCAAAGCAUUUUACAACGAUAUUUUUUUUUUAUCUAGGAAAAAGACCCAAACAAAUCUAAUUUCUUGCUUUUUCACAUAUCCGAAUUUUCCUCUGCCUAAUUUGAACCAGUUCUAGACCAGAACAUGGAUCAUAGUGUUUUCAUUUGGUGAAACGAAAGUGUCCACAACUGAACGUAUUGCUGGGUGUGAUACAGCCUUCCAUUUUCUUUCCUUUACUCAUGAUAGGCACGUGUAGGUGCACCUGAGACCAAGAGUGAGAGAGGGAGGAAGAGAGAAGGAAAGGACCACCCUCCACAGUCUGGUCAGGCCAUGAUCUCUUUCCUUCCGUCCUCCAGCCUGUCAGAUAUUGGACACUUGCCCAUGUGUUUCAGGUUGCCUGGGCCAAGUAUUCAAACUGUGGUCGCCAUGUGGAAUCCAGCUUCCAUUGAAGAGCUCUUUACCGCUGUGCCACAGAGCUGCCCUGGCUUUUCCAUUCAUGUGAAAUGUCUGCAGCUUAAAUUUCCCGUCAGUGACGAGAGGAUGUUUUUCUUCGCAGGUGUUUCCUGUAUUAACAUCCCUUAUGAAGAUUCAUAUUCAUAUUAACUUGUUUUUAGAGUUUUAGGUUAAGUAAUUUUUUUUACAGAAGUAGUGUGAAAAGCCAUGAAUUUUGGAAUUAAAUGACCCCCUGCUUUCCUCUGUUUCUCUUUUCAGUGUCCAAGGCAUUGAAACUGAAUGUGCCAACUUGGCAGUUAGAAAAGAAAGGUGGCAUUGAGGGAAUUUCAGAGAGCCUUGAAACUCUUUAUUUUCCCCAUUUCUCAUAUGGUUUAAUUUUAACAAAUAAUAUGCCUUCACACUGGAUUUUAAAAGGCAUGGGAUGUUAGAGAUUUUAUUUUGUGAUAUAUUCUGCAGUAUUAAAGGGAAAGAAGUAUUAAUGUGCAUCACGCCAUCUUGUUUUUGAAGCCAGGGUAAGUUGUAUGAUUUUGUUACCAGCAGUGCUAACCUGAAUGUGAUCUGGUUACCUUGGAAAUGCAGGAACUUAUAUGAAUGUACUGUAAAAUAAAAUGCAAACUGAUUCCCAGGA
Tupaia belangeri chinensis (Chinese tree shrew) is the source of this 5483-nucleotide messenger RNA. RefSeq names its product importin 8 (gene IPO8). NCBI's taxonomy places the organism in Eukaryota, Metazoa, Chordata, Mammalia, Scandentia, Tupaiidae. The transcript is spliced from 25 exons. Gene Ontology annotation, biological process: protein import into nucleus. Gene Ontology annotation, molecular function: small GTPase binding. The coding region runs from base 266 to 3346 and encodes 1026 amino acids. Gene Ontology annotation, cellular component: cytosol; nuclear envelope. The record is from RefSeq and is a predicted model, not a curated record.